Messenger RNA from Sciurus carolinensis (gray squirrel), 1231 nucleotides. RefSeq names its product mamu class II histocompatibility antigen, DR alpha chain. Gene Ontology annotation, cellular component: MHC class II protein complex; membrane. NCBI's taxonomy places the organism in Eukaryota, Metazoa, Chordata, Mammalia, Rodentia, Sciuridae. The coding region runs from base 76 to 840 and encodes 254 amino acids. The record is from RefSeq and is a predicted model, not a curated record. Gene Ontology annotation, molecular function: MHC class II protein complex binding. Gene Ontology annotation, biological process: immune response; antigen processing and presentation of exogenous peptide antigen via MHC class II; peptide antigen assembly with MHC class II protein complex. The transcript has 5 exons.
UCUUUUCUUUUAUUCUUGUUUCUUCUGCCUCACUUGGGAGUUCUACCAACCCUCAUCAAAGCACUCUAGAAGAAAAUGGCCAGAAGUGAAGUCAUGGUGUUAGGCUUUUUCUUCAUGGCUGUCCUGAUGAAUCCUCAGGAAUCAUGGGCAAUCAAAGAGGAACAUUCGAUCAUCCAGGCGGAAUUCUAUCUGUCUCCUGACCAAUCAGGAGAAUUUAUGUUUGACUUUGAUGGCGAUGAGAUUUUCCAUGUGGAUGUGGACAAGAAGGAGACCAUCUGGCGGCUUAAAGAAUUUGGACAAUUUGCCAGCUUUGAGGCUCAGGGUGCAUUGGCCAAUAUAGCUGUGGACAAAGCCAACCUAGACAUCAUGAUCAAGCGCUCCAACCACACUCCGGACUCCAAUGUGCCUCCAGAAGUGACAGUACUCUCCAGUGGCCCUGUGGAACUGGGAGAGCCUAAUGUCCUCAUUUGUUUCAUCGACAAGUUCUCCCCUCCAGUGGUCAAUGUCAGAUGGCUUAAAAAUGGAGAACCUGUCACCACAGGAGUGUCAGAGACAGUCUUCCUACCCAGGAAAGACCAGCUUUUCCGCAAGUUCCACUAUCUCCUCUUCUUGCCUUCCAAUGAAGAUUUCUAUGACUGCGAGGUGGAUCACUUGGGUUUGGACAGACCUCUUCUCAAGCACUGGGAGUUUGAAGAGCAAACUCCACUCCCAGAAACUAAAGAAAAUGUGGUGUGUGCCCUGGGCCUGGCUGUGGGUCUAGUGGGCAUUGUUGUGGGGACCAUCUUCAUCAUCAAGGGCACGCGCAAAAACCCUACAGCUGAACGCCGAGGGCCCCUGUGAGACAAGCGGAGGUGAUGGCCUUUCUUAGAAGAUCAGUGAAGACAUUUCUACUUUGCUAUCUUUCCAAACCUGAUGAUACCAACGUUCAUCUUUGUGAAUAUAACCAUCUUCAGUAUUUUCCAGCCCCAAACUUUGAGACUGGUGGUGGCCUUCCUCCACCUCUCUAUACUCUAACAGCCUGCAGAGCUUCUUUGUCUACUAUCCCUUUCCUCUAUUUCCCAUUGUUUUACUAGCACAAUGCAUUUCCUCUGGAAUAAAUCACAUAGAAUUCCAUCUCUGCAAUGGAACAUUCUGAACAUUGUAUAGAGUUAUCAUCCUGUGUACUUAUUGCUUAGGGUUUCUCCAAAAAGUUUUUUUUAAAAAAAACAUACAAUAAACUAUUUUGAAUGAU